Dermacentor albipictus is the source of this 756-nucleotide messenger RNA. RefSeq names its product zinc metalloproteinase nas-6-like. Gene Ontology annotation, biological process: proteolysis. The record is from RefSeq and is a predicted model, not a curated record. NCBI's taxonomy places the organism in Eukaryota, Metazoa, Arthropoda, Arachnida, Ixodida, Ixodidae. Gene Ontology annotation, molecular function: metalloendopeptidase activity; zinc ion binding.
AUGGAUUGGAUCGAGGAGAAGACCUGUCUACGUUUCGUUAAGCGGGCCCGCCAGAAAGACUAUGUACGCAUUGUAUCCAAAAAAGGGUGCUACUCGUACAUAGGCCGCAAUGGCGGUCAGCAAGAGUUGUCCUUGGGAAGCGGCUGCCACUUCGUUGGCACAGUGACGCACGAGCUGCUGCAUGCGGUGGGCUUCUUCCACGAGCACUCACGUCCCGACAGGGACCACUACAUCAACAUCUUCCCAGAAAAUAUUAUAGAGGGGUUCCUGUCAAGCUUCGACAAGCUGGAGCCUAGUGAGGUCCGCUACCUGACAAAUUUCGACUACCAGUCGGUGAUGCUGUAUGGCUCGGACGCAUUUUCCCGUGGCCCCGGUCUCCCUUCCAUGCUGGCAAAGGACGGCAGAAAGCUCAGGGAUGUCUACGACAAAAUAGGGCUAAGCCAGAUUGAUAUUAUUCGCAUCAUUGGUCUGUACAAUUGUACGCAGACAUAACUGAACUUUGUGUGCCUGAGGUCAUUUAACAUUUGUAUAUCUUGCCCAAGGAGCGAAGAAUUCAUACUAACGUGCCUUUAAGAAGAUGUCACACGAAGUAAACGAUGUGAAUAUGCAUAGAGAAGGAAAUAGCUACCGGUAGAAAAAACUGCGGCACUUUUGGACCUCACUCGACGGUCCACUCCUGAACGAUAAGAGGUGCUACCCAACAAUGCGAAUACAGUGUGUUAUGCCCUCGUAGAAUAAAUGUUAUUGACUCACCUG